Messenger RNA from Lactuca virosa, 1103 nucleotides. NCBI's taxonomy places the organism in Eukaryota, Viridiplantae, Streptophyta, Magnoliopsida, Asterales, Asteraceae. The record is from the annotation of a GenBank genome assembly.
AAAACAUUUGAUACGUGAGUCGUCUACCUCCUUUCCAAAGAUCUUUCCUUUAUCAGGUUUUGACGUUUUGUGUAUUCAAAAGCGGGUCCGUUGGGGGAAAAAAAUCAAAUCAUCAUCCACAAGUUUUUAGGGGAUUGCAAGAAACCAUUUAUCCAAAUCUUGUCUCCCCUUAAAUCUUUACAAACAAGCCGUCAUCCCAUUAGUUAAACCUCAAAAAAGAUCGGCAUUUUCAUUUCCUUUAUCUGGCUUCUUGAAUCUUGAUAAUCACCCAAUAUUGAUUUUAACUUUGGGAAUCAACAAUCGGUUGAAUACCCAGGCGGGUGUGGUCUUCAUUUGAAAACGAAACAAGCAAACACGUCGAAGUCCAGAAUCCUGCCUGGGUUUUUCUCUUGCACACCUUCUGCUCGAUCAUUUGCCCGUGUGAAGUUUUUUGUUAUAAUUCAUCGCAACAAAGUGUCGGUAUUCUUUGCUUGACAAAAUUAGCAACGAGAUUAGGGUUCUUCAGAGAAAAGAUGACGAUUGACUUGGUACCAGGGAGUUCAGGGUUAAUCGACGCUGGUGGUGACAAGAAAAUCACAUAUUUUAGCAACAAAUACGUGUUGGGCUUGACUGUAAUUGCCGGCAUUGGUGGUCUCCUUUUCGGUUAUGACACAGGAGUCAUAUCAGGAGCCCUUCUAUACAUCCGUGAUGAUUUUAAAGCAGUCGAUCAAAGCAGUGUCUUACAGGAGACAAUUGUUAGCAUGGCUUUACUUGGUGCCAUAAUCGGAGCUGCAACUGGUGGGUGGAUAAAUGACACCCAUGGGCGAAAAAGUGCUACACUUAUUGCGGACGUCAUCUUUGCAAUUGGAUCUUUUGUCAUGGCUAGUGCCCCUGAUCCAUAUGUGCUUAUAUUUGGUCGAUUAUUGGUUGGAAUUGGUGUUGGAAUUGCUUCUGUUACAGCUCCAAUGUAUAUUGCUGAAGCUGCACCUUCAGAAAUAAGAGGAGGGCUUGUGAGCACCAAUGUGCUUAUGAUCACUGGUGGACAAUUUCUUUCAUAUCUUGUUAAUCAUGGCUUCACACAGGGACCAAAAGUGUCUUUUGCUUACUUCCUUCUUGCAAAUUAA